This is a messenger RNA of Ilex paraguariensis (yerba mate), 1715 nucleotides long. The record is from the annotation of a GenBank genome assembly. NCBI's taxonomy places the organism in Eukaryota, Viridiplantae, Streptophyta, Magnoliopsida, Aquifoliales, Aquifoliaceae.
GUACCUGAUCUUACAAUGGUUGAUUUGCCUGGAAUCACUAGGGUGCCUGUUCAUGGGCAGCCUGAUGAUAUAUAUGAGCAGAUAUCAGCCAUAAUAAUGGAGUAUAUAAGGCCAGAAGAGAGCAUUAUACUGAAUGUUUUAGCUGCUACAGUUGAUUUUCCGACUUGUGAAUCCAUCAGGAUGUCACGGCGGGUGGAUAAGACCGGCCUGAGAACUCUGGCUGUUGUUACCAAAGCCGACAAAGCUCCUGAAGGUCUACUAGAUAAAGUAAUGGCAGAUGAUGUGAAUAUCGGGCUUGGCUAUGUGUGCGUUAGGAAUCGCAUAGGCGAUGAAUCGUAUGAUGAAGCUCGAAAGAAAGAAGCUAAAUUAUUUGAAACCCACCCGCUUCUCUCAAAGAUUGACAAAUAUAUUGUGGGUAUUCCAGUUCUGGCCCAAAAGUUGGUGCAAAUUCAAGCUUCAAUAAUAGCAAAAUGCUUGCCAGAGAUUGUUAGAAAGAUCAAUGACAAGCUGAGUGCAAACAUUUCAGAACUCAACAGCAUGCCCCAGAAUCUAACUUCUGUUCCAGAAGCAGUGUCUGCUUUGAUGCAGAUUAUUGGUUCAUCCGUGGAGUCUCUUAGGAAAGUUCUCUUGAGAGGUGAGUUCGAGGAAUACCCAGAUGACAAACACAUGCAUUGCACUGCUCGUCUUGCAGAAAUGCUCAACCAGUGCGCUCAGGAACUGCAAAAGAGUUUAGAAGAUAACUACAAGGACAAUUUUCUAAUGGAGGAGAUACGAGUUCUUGAGGAAACGAGAGGCAUUGGGCUACCAAAUUUCCUUCCUCGCGCGGCUUUUCUCAUUAUCCUGCAGGAAAAAGUAAAUGAGAUAUCAGGAGCACCGGUUGAGUUUAUCUCUAAAGUAUGGGAGCACAUUGAGACAGUGGUGGUUGCUGUUUUAAUGCGUCACUCUGAACGUUAUCCACAGCUAGAGUCAUCUACAAGAAGAGCAGCCCAGCACCUUAUUGCCAAGAAGAAGGAUAUGUCCGUUGAUCGAGUGGAGGAGAUAAUUGAGAUGGAGAAGAUCAUAGAUUAUACUUGCGAUCCUGAAUAUCUGACAGUAUGGGGUAAGCUCAUGGCUAGUAAAAACCUCUUCCUUGAUGUUAUGAAUAAUUAUUCGAGGUCCACACUGAUCACCAUUGAUGGUUUUGGGGAAGUUGAAGUUGGGCAUUUAAAGCCCUUCCCUAGUAUUAGAGACCAAGCAUUUGACAUAAAAAUGAGAAUUACAGCAUACUGGAAGAUUGCUCUGAAAAGACUCGUUGAUUGCGUGGCUCUGCACAUAUUGUUCAGUGUCAAAAAUCUGGUGAACAAGGACAUGGAGACGGAGAUAGUGAAUGAACUCAUGGAUCCUCAUGGUGGUGGACUUGAAAGGUUGCUAGAAGAAUCGCCGUCAGUGGCCAUAAGGCGUGAGAGAUUGAACAAAAGUAUCAAGCUGCUGAAGGACUCUAAGGAAGUUGUUGCUAGGGUCAUGGACAGAAUUGCCAUCAAUACUGACUAGGUUUUCUCUGCAUCUUGCUUUUAAUUUCUUGGUUGUUGUCUGACAUAUUUGAAGUUUUCUGGUUUUGGUAGGUUUGCUUUGCCAGAAUGCCUGAAAUCCCAUAUCAUUCUGAUUGGAAACUCCUAUGUGGCAUUUAUGUUAUGUUUGUGUUUUGGUAGUGUGUUUGCAAAACUACAAUGAAUUCC